Trifolium pratense (red clover) is the source of this 4347-nucleotide messenger RNA. RefSeq names its product zeatin O-glucosyltransferase-like. NCBI's taxonomy places the organism in Eukaryota, Viridiplantae, Streptophyta, Magnoliopsida, Fabales, Fabaceae. The record is from RefSeq and is a predicted model, not a curated record. The coding region runs from base 138 to 968 and encodes 276 amino acids. The transcript is spliced from 2 exons.
AUGUUGACAACUUCUCCGACCACCACUACUUCAUUUUUUUCAGCAAUAUAUCAAUUACUAGUUUUGUUGAUAAAUAGUUACUUAUCAAACUUCAAAAUUGAACAUUGGAUUUUAAUUCUAGCCACAAAAGUUCAUCAAUGACUUCCAUUGACCAAAACAACUCAAGAAACCAUAGCAGUAACCAACAAAACCAAGUGGCGAUGGUUGUAGUACCUUUCCCAGCACAAGGCCAUCUGAACCAGCUUCUACACCUCAUCUUAUCAAACAACAUACCUGUCCAUUAUGUUGGCACUUCCACACACAACCGUCAAGCCACCAUUCGAGUUCAUGGUUGGGAUCCAAACUCCAUUUCAAACAUUCAUUUCCAUAACUUCAAAGUUCCUCCCUUUGUUUCACAUCCUCCUACUCCAAAUUCAGAAAUCAAAUUCCCUUCUCAUUUGGUUCCUUCUUUCGUGGCCUCUACACAUCUUCGUCAGCCUGUAGCUGAACUCAUGCAAUCACUCUCAUCUGUUUUCAAAAGGGUCAUUGUGAUCCAUGACGGCUUAAUGGCAUCAGUCGUACAAGAUGCUACAAAAAUAGCAAAUGUUGAGAAUUACUUAUUUAUGAGCACUUGUGCUUUUACAUAUUUCUUCCACAUAUGGGAGAAAGUGGGAAAAUUUAUUCCAAUAGAAAGCUCACAUAUCAUAGAUACUCCUUCUUUGGAAGGAUGCUUCACAACUGAAUUCAUUGAUUUCAUUACUGCACAAGUUGAAUUCUAUGAAUUCAGUGAUGGGACCUUCUACAAUACAAGCAGAGCAAUUGAAAGUCCUUACUUGGAGUUGAUAGAGAAAAUCAUUAGCAGUAAGAAGCAUUGGGCAAUAGGGCCUUUCAACCCUUUAACCAUUGAGAAGAAAGAUUCAAAGGGUAGGCAUUCAUGCAUUGAAUGCUAUUCGUAUUUCGAUGGAAGAAGGUGGAGUUUCUCGUAUUGAAAUGGAUUCUUUCAUCGCGCAUAUCACUAGAUAGUUGCUGCGAUGUUUUUAUUUUUUGGAUAGGCAAAUGUGGUAGGACACAAUAGGUGGUUUUAAGUAGUAUUUAAGAAUAUGAUUUAGGGUUUGAGAAGUAAGGAAUGAGAAUAGUUUUCUAUUAAGGUCGGUCAGAGUAGGAUUCCUCUCAGAGUUGUGUCGGAGCUUUGCUAUGGGAGUAGUUAGAGUAACCCUCUACUACUAUUUACGUUUAUUAUCAAUAAAACACCCUAUUAAUAUAUUUCUAUCCGUUUUCUUGGUGGUGUUCCACUUUGCGGUUGCUAGACUCAUUGGUUUCUACCAAAAUGUUCGUAAAUCAUUUGUUAUGUUAGUUUCCUGUUUAAUCUUUUAAGGAGGAGGAUUAUUGAUGAUUUUAGUGGCAAAAAAUUUGCUAUUAUUUGUGUUGUCACGAAUAUCAAGGCCUAACUCAUCCUUACAAAACCGAUUUGUAAGGUGAGCAUUAUCUCCUCUUUAUAAACUCUUCUCAAGAGUCCUAUCUAUUUGUGUCCCUCCUUAUUUGUGUCCGCUUUUGUGCUCCUCAAGUUCUUUAGGUGAACUGUCAUAACAGUUUGGUCUCGUUUUAGUUAGGAUUCGUUUCACUUUGUAAAUGCAAUUAGUUAAGUUGAUUCUAGUCCUUAUAGUAUAUCACUAUGAGAUAAUUUAAUUGUAUCUAACGGAUUUGUGUGUAAUAAAAUUUUCUCUCUAUGUCACUAUGUGCCUAAAUUUUGAGCUUGCUUAAUCAAUUCCUAUGCCUAUUUUCUACUUCCUGUGCUCAUUUUUUGUAACAAUGUAGCUUGAGUUUCUCUUUUCAUAUUGUGUCAGUCGCGAAUUCAAGGGGCUCAACCAUUAUUAGUGCACAGUUUUACCUUCACAAAUCUCCAAUUUUGCAAUUCCUCAGUGUCUUCGCAUUAUUUUCUCAAAGAUUUCUAAUCUUUUCCUGUGUUGAAAGAUAUACACCAAUAUCUCAAACAAAGGCCAUCAAAAUGAUAUCAUGAAUCCGUAUUUCAUGCAUCCAAUGUCAGCACUAAUGUGGAAAGAUAUACACCAAUAUGUUUAAGCAGUGACCAUGACUUUUAUUAACCGUUAUUGCAAAUGACACAGUCAAAGACAAUUUUCGUUGAAAUUUGGAUAGCAUUUUUGAAAUCAAAUGGUGUUAGUGAUGAUUUAAGAACAAAAACUUUAUCACCAGUUUCUUCCUUAAGGUUUUGUAUAUGGCUAGGUAUAGUUAAUCCAAUACUAGGAUCCACCCCAAAAUUGGGCAUCGAACCCGUGGGAACAAUGCUCUAGGACCACAAAAGAGGAAGACACCACAUCUCCAUUCAAAAUCUUAAGGUGUUAGGUAUACGAGGCAUCUCUCUUAUAUAUCAAAUAUUCAUCUUAUUUAUAGUUGAUGUGAGAAUUAACCACUCACCCAAUAAAAUGUAACUUAGUAUAUUUAAAGAGAUUAAAAAAUAUUUAACUCUUAUAUUAUUAUAAGAAAAGAAAGUGUCAAAAAAAGAAAAGAAAGUCUAUCAUCACCAAUUCACCAUACAUAUCUUUUUUUUUUUAAUUGACAAACACUAGACAUAUCUAUUAUACGUUACAAUCAAUGUUAUCUAUUAUACGUUACAAUCAAUGAUAAUUUUUCUAUAAAUAUUAUCCUCCACAACACUCAUAUAUAGUUACUUAACUUAUCCAGCUUCAAAGUUAAAUAUUAGAUUCUAGCGACAAAAGUUCAUCAAUGGCUUCCAAUGACCAAAGCAACUCAAAAAGCCAUAGCAGCAAUCAAAACCAAGUAGUGGUGGUUGCAGUACCUUUCCCAGCACAAGGCCAUCUAAACCAGCUUCUACACCUCUCACGCCUCAUCUUAUCACACAACAUACCUGUCCAUUAUGUUGGCACUUCCACACACAACCGUCAAGCAACCGAUCGAGUUCAAGGUUGUGAUCCAAACUCCAUUUCAAACAUUCAUUUCCAUAACUUCAAAGUUCCUUCCUUUGUUUCACCACCUCCUACUCCAAAUUCAGAAACCAAAUUCCCUUCUCAUUUGGUUCCUUCUUUUGAGGCGUCGACACAUCUUCGUCAGCCUGUCGCGGAACUCAUGCAAUCACUCUCAUCUGUUUUCAAAAGGGUCAUUGUGAUCCAUGACAGUCUAAUGGCAUCUGUUGUACAAGAUGCUACAAAAAUAGCAAAUGUUGAGAAUUACUUAUUUAUGAGCACUUGUGCUUUUACAUAUUUCUUCCACAUAUGGGAGAAAGUGGGAAAAUUUAUUCCAAUAGAAAGCUCACAUAUCAUAGAUACUCCUUCUUUGGAAGGAUGCUUCACAACUGAAUUCAUUGAUUUCAUUACUACACAAGAUGAAUUCUAUGAACUCAAUGAUGGGACUAUCUUCAAUACAAGCAGAGCUAUUGAAAGUCCUUACUUGGAGUUGAUAGAGAAAACCAUUAGCAGUAAGAAGCAUUGGGCACUUGGGCCUUUCCACCCUUUAACCAUUGAGAAGAAUGGUUCAAAGGAUAAGCACUCAUGCAUUGAAUGGCUUGAUAAACAAGAGGCAAAAUCAGUUAUUUAUGUAUCGUUUGGAACAACAACAACUUUGACAGAAAAAGAAGUUGAACAGAUUGCUAUUGGGUUGGAAAAAAGCAAGAAAAAAUUCAUCUGGGUGUUAAGAGAUGCUGAUAAAGGAGACAUCUUUGAUGAAAAUGGAGUGAAAAGACAUGUACUUCCAAAAGGGUUUGAUGAGAGAGUUGAAGGUAUGGGGUUAGUUGUAAGGGAUUGGGCACCCCAAUUGGAAAUUCUAAGCCAUCCUUCAACAGGUGGGUUUAUGAGUCAUUGUGGAUGGAACUCUACCUUAGAGAGCAUUUCAAUGGGGGUGCCAAUAGCAGCUUGGCCUAUGCAUUCUGACCAGCCAAGAAACUGUGUUCUUAUAACACAAGUGUUGAAGAUUGGUUUGGUUGUGAAGGAAUGGGCUAAAAGAAAUGAGUUAGUAGCUGUUUCAGAUAUCGAGAAUGCUGUUAGAACUUUGAUGGAAACAAAGGAAGGUGAUGAGAUGCGAGAGAGAGCAACGAACCUUAAAAAUGCUAUUCGUAUUUCUAAGGAAGAAGGUGGAGUCUCUCGUAUUGAAAUGGAUUCUUUCAUCGCCCAUAUCACUAGAUAGUUGCCGCGAUGUUUUUAUUCUUUUGGAUGGGCAAAUGUUAGUAAAUUUGUUGUUAUGCUAGUUUCCUUUUUAAUCUUUUAAGGAGGAGGAUUAUUGAUGAUUUUAGUGGCAAAAGUAUGUGUGCUGUUUUUCCAUUUAUGCAAAGAUUUCUAAGGAUAUAAAUGUUGUUUUUAAGAUGAUUGAUUUUAUCAUUCAAAAAUAGUUAGCGGUGCA